Messenger RNA from Trichoplax adhaerens, 759 nucleotides. RefSeq lists its product as uncharacterized. Gene Ontology annotation, molecular function: zinc ion binding; carbonate dehydratase activity. The transcript has 4 exons. The record is from RefSeq and is a predicted model, not a curated record. Bases 1 to 759 code for a protein of 252 amino acids. NCBI's taxonomy places the organism in Eukaryota, Metazoa, Placozoa, Uniplacotomia, Trichoplacea, Trichoplacidae.
AUGAUUGAGAAAGUCAUUCGUGGGGUUUUACGGUAUUCAGCCUCUUUAAGUUCUGCCAAUAAGACUCUGUAUGCUCAGGUAGCUGAAAAAGUGCAGCCAAGCUGCAUUUUCAUUACCUGCAUGGACAGUCGGGUAUUUCCAUCCAACAUUGCUUCCAUUGCGCCUGGUGAAAGUUUCAUUGUUAGAAAUGCAGGCAAUAUUGUUCCCCAUUCUAAACUUAUAUACGAACGUUGGACACCAGCAGAGGCUGCUGCUUUAGAACUAGCUUGUGUUCGCAAUCAAGUCAGCUCUGUUGUGGUGUGUGGACACUCCGAUUGUAAGGCGAUGGACGGAUUGCACUCUUUAGGCGGAACUGCGCCUAGUGAAUCAUCGUUUGUGUUAGACUGGAUCUAUCGAUUUGCUAGUCAGACUUACACUAAAUGGGAAAAGACGACACUCGUUGAUCGAUCGAAUAGCGACCAACCAUUGCAUUUAGAAUUUAAUGAAAACGGUUUAAAAUUCGAAGCUAAUAUUAACCAAAACCUAUUGCCAAAGGACCAGUUAUCUCAGAUUAAUACGUUGCAGCAACUUUUACACGUCAAUUCUUAUAGCUUUAUGAAGGAGAAAAUUGCAGCCGGAACCGUAAAGCUAUACUCGUUGUGGUUUGAUAUUAAAGAUGCAACUUGUUAUGUUUUUAAUAAAAGAGAUAAGUUAUUUCAGCCUAUUGUAAGUGAGGAAAUGUUAAAGUCUGUUUCGGAAUUUCAGAUUAAUCAAAAAUAG